UUUCCAAGUGCCUCCUCUGUGCCCUUCUCCCUGUGCAUCCUUGGCCAUAGCUUAUAAGUGAACAACUGGUUGUGAUGGCAGGAGGCCCCCCUAGCAUCAAGGAGGAGAUGGAAAUGUCUAUGGCCAAAGAACUGGCUCCUGGAAGCCGUGGGCAAGGCCAAGAGCACCUGGUGAUAGCAGAAAUAAUGGAGUGUGGGUCCCGGUCCCUGGGUACCUCUCAGCGGCAACAGAAGUUGGAUCCAAAGGCUGCUGGCUCUGCUACAGGCCAAUUGGUUUGGAAUAUGACUGCCACCCAGCCCAAGAAAGGGGGGCACCAGCUGCCAAUGCCCAGAAUGUCGAGAGAACCAGGCCAUGGUGAUGCCCAUCCUCAGGAGUACCCUGGUGGCUUCCAAGGCAUGAGAUUCCAUUAUGAGCGCAACCCAGAGGCAGAUAUGAUCACAGAGAUUGGCCUGGAAGAGCUAAAUGGACUGGAGAUGGAAGUCAUGAGAAGACAGCUGCGUGUGAUCACCGAGCGUCUGUGUGCCCUGGAGGACCAGGGCACCACCUGGCGCCAAAGGGAAGCUCUAUUCUUCACCAUGAUGUUGUCGGCCUGCAUUGCCAACCUGUGGCUGUGGAUGCGCCAGUGAUGCUUCACGCUGCGGUGCCGCCGAGCCCUCUCUCCCUUUCCCUUCUUGUCUUCUCUCCUUGAGCCACCCUUGUCCACCCUCCUUCUGUCUCCCAGCAGCUCCUAGCAGCGUCAAGGCCAUUUUAUAGCUCUGGUUAGACACCCACCUGGGGGAGGUCCUAGCUGCUGGGAGGUGAAGGAAGUGUGGUGCUCUGAAGUUCUGUUCCAUCCUCUGUGGCUGGGGAUUGGCUAUGUCUUCCCUCUUUUCUUCCACAUAGUGCACAGGGCUCUGCACAGAGAACAUGCUCAAUAAAAGUUC
Messenger RNA from Ceratotherium simum simum (southern white rhinoceros), 923 nucleotides. RefSeq names its product fetal and adult testis expressed 1 (gene FATE1). Gene Ontology annotation, molecular function: ubiquitin protein ligase binding. Lineage: Eukaryota; Metazoa; Chordata; Mammalia; Perissodactyla; Rhinocerotidae. The record is from RefSeq and is a predicted model, not a curated record. Gene Ontology annotation, biological process: negative regulation of mitochondrial calcium ion concentration; negative regulation of apoptotic process. Gene Ontology annotation, cellular component: endoplasmic reticulum; mitochondria-associated endoplasmic reticulum membrane contact site; mitochondrial outer membrane.